AUGGUGACGUCAGCCCACGGUCUUCUGGGCGUUUCCAUGGUGACAUCAGCAGGCUGCCUUCAGCUAACUGACACGUACUGGCUGCUUAACUAAACUGUAGCAGUGAAACGAAAAAGAAAGCAAACAUCCCAGAGCAGAGGAGUAGGCGAUAUUGUUGGAUCAAAAGUAGAUCACAGUUCCUGAUUUCAUCAUGAACGUGUUUGACCGCAACAUCAACAUUGAUGCACUUUUUAGGUUCUCCCAAAUAUCUCACUCCACUCAGGUCCACUUGAAGAAUGUGUACUCCAGCUUGGCACUGUGCAUGCUGGUAUCUGCUGCCGGCUCCUACGUUCAUGUCGCCACGCGCCUUUUUCAGGGUGGAGUUCUGUCUGUGCUCGGCUCCCUGGGGAUGAUGUUCUGGCUCGCCAUGACUCCCCACAACCCGGACACAGAAAAGAAGAGACUGGCAAUCCUCGCAGCAUUUGCCUUCCUCACAGGUGUUGGCCUCGGCCCCACACUGGACUUUGUUAUUGCCGUGAAUCCAAGCAUCAUUGCAACAGCAUUCUUGGGAACCUCUGUGGUUUUUGUCUGCUUCACUCUCAGCGCCCUCUAUGCUAAACGCAGAAGCUACCUGUUCCUUGGAGGCACAUUAAUGUCUGGCCUUUCUAUCCUGUUCCUGCUGUCUGUGAUGAACAUGUUCUUUGGAUCUGUGAUGCUGUUCAAGGCACACAUGUAUCUGGGACUGCUCGUCAUGUGUGGCUUUGUCCUCUUUGAUACUCAGCUUAUCAUUGAGAAAGCAGAGAAUGGAGACAAGGACUAUGUCUGGCACUGUGUUGACUUGUUCCUGGAUUUCAUUACAAUCUUCAGGAAACUCAUGAUCAUACUGGCCAUGGAUGAGAAGGAUAAGAAGAAGGAAAAGAAGUAAAGUCUUUUUCCUGCCACUCAAGCAAUCGAUCAGAAAAAGCACAGUUUGCAACGCACUUGGUGCUUUUCACUUCUGUCUUUGUUUCUCAAAUUAACUCUUAUGUGGUCUUAUGUUAUUGAAAUUCUUGGACUUGUUUUGAAAGUAAGUUGCUGGUCCAGCGAUGCUGCAGUGAUCUGGCUGGGCUGUAGGGGGCGGUGUUGGCUAGCAGGUUCAUGAAGGUUUCCACAUGGCUGUUCAUUAGUGCCAUACAUUCAUAGGAGGAUAGGCUCAUUUAAAAUGCCAUGUAAGCUUCUGAAACUGAUUCUUUUUUUUAAAUUAAUAUAUUGUGUUGAUUUGCUUAUUUAUCAUUUUUCCUCCAUUGUUUAGUGAAAUGUCACUAGAUAUCAUAUCCCAUGAUUUUGAAAGCUCUUUUUUCAGAAAUCUCUAGUUUUUUUUUUCACCCUCAAAUUUAAUUUUUGAGUAAUAAAUGUGAAACCAGGAAUUAAACCUGAAAGCCUGCCAGCUCAUGAUGAUCCUCAUAAACUACUAACUCUGUAGACCUGUUUAAAAAUGUGUUCCUGUUUAAGAGGCAGUUGGUGCCAUUAUUGGCCCAUUUUCUUUUUUCUGAUUUGGAUAACAGUUGUUCAAACUUCUGAUUAAUUUGUUUCACCCCUAAUAUCUGCUGUCUAGACUUCAGUUUGCCAAAUGAUUUGAUGUUACACUGAUAAUUUGGCAUCGGUGCAAUUUUUUUUUUCCUCCCAAGUGUAUACUGUGAAGAAUUUGUUUUAUUGAUGUAAAACGGAAACUAAUUUGAUACACUUGCUUAAAUAAAUGUGUUGAACAUA
Messenger RNA from Cololabis saira (Pacific saury), 1728 nucleotides. RefSeq names its product testis enhanced gene transcript (BAX inhibitor 1) (gene tmbim6). The transcript has 10 exons. Gene Ontology annotation, cellular component: mitochondrial membrane. Bases 191 to 904 code for a protein of 237 amino acids. Gene Ontology annotation, molecular function: enzyme binding. NCBI's taxonomy places the organism in Eukaryota, Metazoa, Chordata, Actinopteri, Beloniformes, Belonidae. The record is from RefSeq and is a predicted model, not a curated record. Gene Ontology annotation, biological process: negative regulation of apoptotic signaling pathway; negative regulation of endoribonuclease activity; cellular response to unfolded protein.